Molecule: messenger RNA, 2397 nt
Organism: Alnus glutinosa
Lineage: Eukaryota; Viridiplantae; Streptophyta; Magnoliopsida; Fagales; Betulaceae
Product: probable E3 ubiquitin-protein ligase ARI2
Exons: 7
Coding region: 258-2024 (588 amino acids)
Biological process (GO): protein polyubiquitination; positive regulation of proteasomal ubiquitin-dependent protein catabolic process; ubiquitin-dependent protein catabolic process
Cellular component (GO): ubiquitin ligase complex; cytoplasm
Molecular function (GO): ubiquitin conjugating enzyme binding; ubiquitin protein ligase activity; zinc ion binding
Source: RefSeq, a predicted model, not a curated record
UCUCUCUCUCUCUCUCUCUCUCCCUGUCCUGGUGGCUAUUCGUCGUAUGCUCUCUCCGUAAGCCUUUUCUUUCCCAGUCUCAAAGCCGGCGACCUCGUCGGACUCCCCAUCGGAUCUCGCUGGAAGUCCUGGAUUUUUGUCCCCUCCGAACACCCGAUCCGAUUGAGUGUUCGAAUCUCGGCCUCAAUUGGCAUAUACAUACACAUAUUCAUUCCUUAAUCUCAAUUUAUUAUAUAAAAUAAUAUUCGUUGUUAUCCAUGGAGGAUUGCUUGAGCAGCGACGAGGACUACUACUACUCCGAUCGGGACUCGCUGGACGGCCUCGAGAACGAGGAGGCUGAGUUCCAGUGUGCGCCUCCCAAGGGUCCCACAACUAAGGUAAUUACAAAAGAAUCUCUUUUGUCUGCACAGAAGGAGGAUUUGCGUAGAGUAAUGGACAUGUUAUUCCUGAGAGAGCACCAUGCUAGGACCUUACUUAUUCAUUACCGCUGGGAUGUUGAGAGGUUGCUUGCGGUGCUUGUAGAGAAAGGGAAAGCUUGCUUGUUUGCUGAAGCAGGUGUUAAAGUUGUUGAUCAUCAAGAUCUCGACUCACCAUCGUAUCCUACAAUAACGUGUGAUAUCUGCAUGGAGGAUUUACCUAGUGAUGUGGCAACAAGAGUGGACUGUGGCCACUGCUUUUGCAACAAUUGCUGGACAGAGCAUUUUAUUGUGAAAAUAAAUGAGGGUCAAAGUAGGCGCAUCAGGUGCAUGGCACACAAAUGCAAUGCUAUUUGUGAUGAAGCUGUUGUUAGAAAUCUAGUUAAUAAAAGGCAUCCUGAGAUGGCAGAAAAGUUUGAUCGUUUUCUUCUUGAGUCAUACAUUGAAGAUAAUAAGAGGGUUAAAUGGUGCCCAAGUACUCCACACUGCGGGAAUGCAAUACGCAUUGAGGAUGAUGAAUUCUGCGAGGUAGAAUGUUCAUGUGGUUUGCAGUUUUGUUUCAGUUGCUUAUCAGAAGCUCAUUCACCUUGUUCCUGUUCGAUGUGGGAGCUUUGGGCCAAGAAGUGCCGAGAUGAAUCAGAAACAGUUAAUUGGAUUACAGCUCAUACAAAGCCUUGUCCGAAGUGUCACAAACCUGUGGAGAAGAAUGGUGGUUGCAACCUUGUGAGCUGUAUCUGUGGUCAAGCGUUUUGUUGGCUGUGUGGUGGAGCCACUGGCCGAGACCAUACGUGGUCAAGUAUAACUGGUCACAGUUGUGGUCGGUUUAAAGCAGAACGAGAGAAAAAAUCUGAACGUGCAAAGCGGGAUCACUAUCGGUAUAUGCACUAUUAUAAUCGCUACAGAGCCCACAUAGAUUCCUUUAAGCAGGAAAGUAAAUUGAAAGAGACCAUACAAGAGAGGGUAUCAAUUACCGAAGAGAGGGAUUCAAGGCUCAGAGAUUUCAGCUGGGUAAAUAACGGACUUAGCAGACUUUUCAGGUCCAGGCGUGUUCUUUCUUUUUCAUACCCAUUUGCAUUUUAUAUGUUUGGAGAUGAGCUGUUCAAGGAUGAGAUGACACAGGAAGAAAGGGAAAUAAAACAGCAUUUAUUUGAGGACCAGCAGCAGCAACUUGAGGCAAAUGUUGAGAAACUUUCCAAGUUUUUGGAGGAGCCCUUUGAUCAGUAUGGUGAGGAUAAAGUUAUGGAGAUAAGGAUGCAGGUCAUCAAUCUGUCAGUGAUCACAGAUACUCUCUGUCUGAAAUUGUAUGAUUGCAUUGAAAAUGAUUUGUUGGCUUCUCUCCAAUUUGGUAACCACAAUAUAGCUCCGUACAAAUCAAAGGGCAUUGAGAGGGCAUCAGAACUUACUACUUGCUGGAAAGCCAAUAACAGUGACAAAUGUCUACCUUCAGAUUGUGGUGCAAGUGGUGGGACAGCAGAAUUUGAUCAACCUUCAGGCUCUGGGAGUUCAGAUGAGAGUGGAUGCCCUCUCAGGAAGCGUGCUAGAAAGGAUGGUCUUGGAGAUGGCCUUUUCGAUCUAAACUUGCCAGCAGAGGUCGUUGACAGGAACUGAACUUGGAAGUUGUAGGCGCAUAAAUACAACAGCUGUACAGCUCUAACCUAAGCCCAUGCUUACUUCAAUGAGAUCGAUCAUUUCUGGAUUAUAAUAUCCAAGACCUUCCACCUUUUUUGACAUUCUUCUCCGUUCUCUGACUUGGGCUUUAUAAAAUAUUUUGAUAUUCUCGAAGAGAAACUUUAAGAUACUUAUGCCUAUAUCUUUCCUUUCCUCUUCGAAAAUCCAACAAUGUAUAUAGCCUUUUAUUGGGCUUUCCUGGGCAAUAGAUAUGUAAAUUUUCUACCUGAGACUUGAGGGUGGAACCCUCUUAUACACCUUCUCAGAUAUCUUGGUAUUUUUCGAUGCUGGAAGUAAAGGUAACUUUGCUAAA